Messenger RNA from Emys orbicularis (European pond turtle), 816 nucleotides. Its product is annotated as glioma pathogenesis-related protein 1-like. Bases 16 to 816 code for a protein of 266 amino acids. The transcript has 7 exons. Gene Ontology annotation, cellular component: extracellular region. Lineage: Eukaryota; Metazoa; Chordata; Testudines; Emydidae. The record is from RefSeq and is a predicted model, not a curated record.
AAACAGUUGAGAAUCAUGAAAGUCAGAUUGUUCCUUGGUGUUCUGCUAUUACUAGACCUUUUAAGUUCCUGUUAUUCUUAUGAGACAAAUACUUUACCUGAUAUAGAAGAUAGACAGUUUAUUAAGGAGUGUGUGAAUGCUCAUAACAACUUUCGGUCCAAGGUGAAUCCACCAGCCAGCAACAUGCGUCACAUGUCCUGGGACUCUGCUUUAGCUAAGAGUGCCAAAGCAUGGGCAAAGCAAUGCCAAUUUGAUCAUAAUGGCUACCUUAAAAUACCAGGAAAAGUGCACCCUAACUUUACUCCAGUUGGAGAAAACAUCUGGACUGGCUCUCUCUCCCUCUUCUCUGUGAGUGCAGCUAUCAGCAAUUGGUAUAAUGAAGUCACAGACUACACUUUUGAGACCCGCUAUUGUACAAGAAUGUGUGGCCAUUACACCCAGGUUGUUUGGGCCAGAAGUUACAAAGUUGGCUGUGCAGUUCAGUUCUGUCCUAGAGUUACAGGUUUCAAAGGACUUACCAAUGGAGCACAUUUUGUUUGCAACUAUGCACCAGCUGGGAAUUCUCCGACACAGCCUUAUAAAACAGGAGCAGCAUGUAGUGACUGCAGUGGUGAAAAGUGUGUGGACAAGCUCUGUGAAAAUCCAGAACGUGAGACAUUGAAAAGUUACUCCAGUUGGUAUCCAGACUGGGACCGCUCCUUGUGUGAUCAAUACUGUAUUACUGUUUUAAUAGUAAGGCUACUGUCUGUGUUACUGAUUUUUGGUGCUGUCUUACUAGUACAAUGGCAGUAUCCCCAGAUAUUUAUAUAUGAGUAA